This is a messenger RNA of Scutellospora calospora, 255 nucleotides long. Lineage: Eukaryota; Fungi; Glomeromycota; Glomeromycetes; Diversisporales; Gigasporaceae. The record is from the annotation of a GenBank genome assembly.
AUGGAUACAAAUGGCAUCAAUUUGCUUGAUAUCAAUGAAUAUUUCGAUAAGGUUUAUGCAUUUAUAGAUUAUGAGAAUACAAUACCUCAACAACAUUUUAAAUUUAUACAAAGUUGGAUUCAUAAUGAUAAUUCAAUUAACAAAUUAAAGAAAACUCAUUUAAUAAAUUCUUUAGAUGACCGAAAUAUUGAUUUAGAUAAAAUAAUUCAAGAUGCUAAAUUAAAUGCAACUUCACAUGAUUUAAUUUUUGAAUGA